AUGGUCAAGAUUAGCUGUUCGCUGGUGGUGCUCCUCUCGCUCUGCGCCUGCUCCCAUGCUCAGUAUGAGUACCCACAGCAGCGUCCCCCGCCACCAGUUGAAGGUCGGCCCAUUGGUGGACCGGUAGACAAUCGAAUCUUUGGAAACCUCCUUGGAGGCGGCGGCGGCGGUGGUGGUGGCGGAAUCUUUAGCAACCUAUUUGGCGGUCUUUUGGGCGGCAAUCGUCCACCACCACAGCCAGUACCGCAGCCCUAUCCCGUUCCAGUUCCCGCCUAUGGUGGUGGCGGAUUCGGAGGUGGAUUCCCCGGUGGAUUUGGAGGUGGUUAUGCGGGAGGAGCCCCUGGUGGCUUCCCUGGAGGCUUUGGUGGCGGCUAUGGCAGCCCCUACGUCGGAUUUUAUGGCUAA
This is a messenger RNA of Drosophila subpulchrella, 405 nucleotides long. Its product is annotated as glycine-rich cell wall structural protein. NCBI's taxonomy places the organism in Eukaryota, Metazoa, Arthropoda, Insecta, Diptera, Drosophilidae. The transcript is spliced from 2 exons. The coding region runs from base 1 to 405 and encodes 134 amino acids. The record is from RefSeq and is a predicted model, not a curated record.